This is a messenger RNA of Rotaria socialis, 672 nucleotides long. The record is from the annotation of a GenBank genome assembly. NCBI's taxonomy places the organism in Eukaryota, Metazoa, Rotifera, Eurotatoria, Philodinida, Philodinidae.
AUGCUACCAUCAAAGCGCCAAAAAACACGUUCUUAUGAAACGACUGCAUUAGCAGUAUCUCAAUUAGAACUAGAUUGGCUUGUAACACAUAAGAAUGGAGUUGGUUUAAUCAAUACUAAUUCACAAAACAAAUUUACAUUGACAGCUGAUGGUGAAUUCUGUUCUUUUUAUGUUCUUCGUUCUAUUAGAAAAGACAUUCACAACAAGAACAUUGAAAAUAAUUGUGAUCUAUUUUCUUCAUCAUCACAAGCAUCAGCUGUCUCUAUGGCGAGAAAUAUUCAAAAAAUAUCCUCAAGUUUCACCCCAGGACGUCAAGAAAAUCCGUCUGAAUUUCUAAUUUGUCUUUUUACUCAUGUUAAUAAACGUCUUUCAUCUAAUAAUUCAUCAUCAUAUGUUACACAUGCAUUAAGUUCAAUUCAUAUAAUAUUUGGAGUUAAUUUAGAAUCAUCUAUUAAAUGUACAAUGUGUAUGAAUGAAGCUAGCAAACAAAAUUAUGAAAGUGUUUGGUUUAUUUCAAUGGUCUCGCACAGAGCUCCGCGGGACGACCAAAAUUAUGUCCCAUCCCGCUCAAUUUUCAGUUUUACCUUCCCGUCCCAGGACGGGACGGGAUUCAUCCCAGGACGGGACGGGAUUCAUCCCGCGUCCCGCGGAGCUCUGCUUGAUACCAUCUAA